AUGGAUCUUAGAAGGAGAUUCCAUGCUGAAGAUGUAUCUUCGAAUAACCGAGAUACUAGAACUUUCCAAUUUUCAACAGAACGCAACGAAAAAGUAUCGGAAGGGCCCUUUACUGAACAACGUACUAUUCCAUUAAUAUCGACGGAUGUGCUAGAUGUACCCAGUCAGCGUUUACUCAUGGUUGCUAUAUUUGUGAUAAUACAGUGCUAUAAGCUAUAUGAUCUCAUACUUCUGAAAUCUGGUCUACCUGUGUCCGGAAUACUAUUGACAAGCUCCAGGUUCAAUUUUAUCACCAAGUACUUUAUCAUUGAUUCACUUUUCCUAUAUUUCCUCCCUAAUCUGAAAAUUCCAAAAUUAGCUUUUAAGCCUGUAACCGUCGUUCUCCAAAUAGUUCUACUGACUGUUACUACCGUGUUUCUGUCCAAUGAGCAAAGCUUCCCCUUUGUAUCAGUCCUAGUUUCGGCCUGGACGAAGUUUAAUACAAGAGAACUCAGCUUAACUGGAAGUUCCGUUAAUCAUCGCAAAAUCAUGGAUCCUUCAUCCCAUUUUAAAGGUGCUCUUACGAUUAAAAUUCUUCCAGAAAACACUGCCGUUUUAAAUCCCUUCCAGGAUUCAUUUUGUCUACCGAUGGACAAUGUCGAAUUUGAGACUCUUCAUAUACCUAUAAGAAUCAAUUCCAGUUCCGAAAUUGAGUUUAUGCAGCUAGAAUAUCGAAAUCUUCAAACCAAUGAUGUUGAGCUUUGGAAUUUUACGCGUAAGGAUUUACUUGAAGUUGAAAAAGGUCACCCGCUGUAUAGAAGAGAAGACCUUAUAUCACAUCAAAAAGCUUUUGGGCCUAAAAUUCGAUAUUUUACUUUGCCUGUUGACAGGACUGGUUUGUAUCAGAUCAAAAAGAUUAUCGACUCCAAAAAGUUAAGCUUGAGAUUGUAUAAAUCCCAGAUAAUAGUUCCUCACUGUCCAACGGCUGUUCUUUCCGGUUUAGGCAACACCGAUAGAUGUAUUGGUGACUUAGACAAGGUUUCCAUUGAGGUUCAUGGUGUUCCUCCUCUUGAGCUGCAGUACAUCAAAACUUUGAAUGCAGAUUCAUCUACUUUCACCGAUUCUAGCCUCCAACCGGAAUACUUUGAGUCUCCGUUAUUGUCUAAUUCAAAGUUCUUUCAAGCUCAAGACAUUUCCGAUCUGCAGUGGGCUCAAAAUCAGCCAGUAACGAUUAAUUUGGAAUCUGUUUUAAAAGAGGAUGGUAAAUAUUCAUAUGCCAUUGAAAAAGUUAUAGAUGGCUUUGGUAAUGAAGUAGACUUCUCAGGUCUGCCACAAGGUUUACUGAAAACCUAUGGCCUGGAUUACACCUUCAACGUUCAUGAUUUACCCAAAGCCACUCUAGACACGCAAUUCAAUCAUGACUCUGCUACAAAAAGAUCUUUGAUGGUAAAUUUUGAAAAAACUAGAGAUUGGGAAAAGGCAUCGCCAUAUACUGCAACAUUUCAGUUCAUUGACGAGAAUGAUGAAGCUACCGAAUUCAGACAUGAGUUCAAUCAACUUUCCACUGAAAUUCCCGUGGAGGUACCAGGUACCUAUACUUUACUUUCUGUGAGUUCGAAAUUUUGCUCUGGUAUCGUUAUGGAUAAAUCAAGCGUUUUGGUGACUCAGCCAAUCCCUCCAAGCUUAGAGAUCAAGCCAACCCCAAUUUUAGAUCAAUGUGUUGGACAAACAGGUUUGAACUUUGACUUAACGUUUACGGGAGUUCCUCCUUUCUACUACAGAGUUAAAAUAUUUAAGAUUGAACCUGAUGAAAGAAAACUGUACGACACCAAACGGUUCACUUCACAAGGAACGAGAAACCAAUUCACUUAUAGUCCUACCUCGGAAGGGCACUAUGAAAUUGUAUUCGAUGAACUUUCUAAUACUUUAUUCACCAGUGCCAUUGCGCUAACGCCGAUUGAGAAUUACACAUUCAAAACAUCUAUGAGAGUUAAGCCAGCAGCAUCCAUUAUCUCAAAUUAUGCAGAAAAGUUGUGUCUUGGAGGUCAAAGCAAGAUUCCUCUGUCGUUCAAUGGUGAACCCCCAUUUUCUUUGACCUACGAUAUUUUAGAAACUUCGUCAAACAAGCGAACGACAUAUACUUUGGAUGACAUCAAGUCUUAUCGAUAUGACCUCGAUACCCCAGUAUUCGAUGUUGGAGGGGACUAUAUUGUAUCUUUAAUCUCAAUUAAGGACUCCUCCGGCUGCCUUGUUGGUCUAAGUUCUUCGGAUGCCAGGAUUGAAGUUAGAAGAGAUGUCCCUGCUGCGCAAUUCAAUCUGCUUGAAAAUAUGGAUAAAAUGCAGAUUAAGGAAGGAACGUUUGCGGAGUUACCCUUACGGCUAUCCGGAGUUGCUCCUUUCGUUGUAGCGUACCAGCAUUUGUCGCCUGAAGGUAAAGUAUUAGGAAAUUACGAGGCUACCUUUCAUUCUAGCUACAAAGCAGUUUUAAAGGUUGAUAAAGAAGGAAAAUAUAAGCUACUUUCUGUUAGAGAUCAAAGCUGUUCUGGAAAAAUUGAAGGCAUUGAUGACUUCGUAAUAACUUUCCUAGAGAAGCCGAAAUUCAGUGUACUUGAACACAAUAAAAUUACUAGAAAAAGUGAUCUGCAUUUUGAAAAAGCAAAAGUUUGCCAAGGAUUUGAAGAAUCGAUAGAUCUCGCAUUGAUUGGUUCUGCACCAUUUGUUGUAAGCUAUGAGUUGAUAUCUCCAAGCGGUCAAAUAACGAGCAAAUCAAUACAGGUUGCUACGAAAUAUGCUUCUCUCAAGUUCCCUAACGACAAAUCUGGAAGUUAUGUUAUGAAUAUCAGGGGUGUCUACGACUCCUACUACACUGAACAAGAUUUAUCGAGGAUAGGAUAUGUGCAUGAUGUCGUGAGUAUCGAACAGAGUGUGAAUCCUUUGCCCAGCGUGCAGUUUUUGCAACGAGGAAAGACUUAUCGAACUUGUUCAGCAAAUAUUGGCGAAUCAUUAGAAGAUGUUGAACCUAUUUCCCUAGAAAUCAAACGUGGUUCGGGUCCCUUUUCCGUGUCUUUUAGUGUGUACCACGAAAGUACUUCCAAAACUGACUAUUUUACCAUAGAUGGAAUCACUAAGAAUGGUUUCGACUCAAGGCGCCUAUAUGACGGUCUUAAAUUGGGAAAUCAUUUGGUUACUAUAGAGAAGAUUAUCGACGCAAAUGGAUGCACGCAUGAUGUGGUCUCUGAAAAUAAUCAUGUUUUGAUCUCCAUCACUGAUGUGCCAAAGAUAUCACUGAUCGAUCCAACGAUCGAGUACUGUGUUGGUGAUCACGUCGCAUACCAAUUGAGCGGAGUUGCACCAUUCUUUAUCAAGUAUGAUUUCAAUGGAAUUCCUUUAAAAUCAAAAGAACAUUCCUCUCAAUUUAUCAGAUUUGCCUCUGAACCGGGCACUAUCUCGGUCAGUUCGAUACAUGAUUCAUCAUCACAAUGUAUCGUAAACUUCACGAAACCUGGCAUGGAAAAAGAAUUUGAGGAUCUCUCCCUGGUUAUCCAUCCUAUACCAUCUGUUACGGUUUCAAGGGGUGACUACGUUGUUGAGGACAUUCAUGAAGGUGAUCAGGCUGAAAUCAUCUUCUCAUUCGAGGGUACUCCCCCUUUUUCUUUGACAUACGUACGUACUGAGGAAGUUGAUGACAAGAGAGGUAAAAGGAGACCCCAAAUUGUAGAAACGCACAAAAUUGAAGACAUAUAUGCAUACGAAUAUAGAGCAGUCACCAGCUUGCAGGGAACUUAUGAGGCAAUUGAAAUAUCAGAUGCCUUUUGCUACGCAAAAAAUGAUGCAUAUUUUAGUUCCCCAGUUUAG
This is a messenger RNA of Lachancea fermentati, 3834 nucleotides long. The record is from the annotation of a GenBank genome assembly. Lineage: Eukaryota; Fungi; Ascomycota; Saccharomycetes; Saccharomycetales; Saccharomycetaceae.